AUGGAGUUCAAACUGGAGGCUCACCGCAUCGUCAGCAUCUCCCUGGGCAAGAUCUACAACUCGCGGGUCCAGCGCGGCGGCAUCAAACUGCACAAGAACCUCCUGGUCUCGCUGGUGCUCCGCAGCGCCCGCCAGGUCUACCUGAGUGACCCGUGCCCCGGCCUCUACCUGACCGGUCACCCGGGGGCCCCGGCGGCGCCGCAGCAGCCCGAGGAGUCGGCGGCCGGGCCACCCGCGGGCUGGGGGGAGCCUCCUCCGCCGGCCGGCCGUGCCGCCUGGCCGGAGCCCGAGCCUCAGCCGGAGCGCCCUGCCGUCCCAGAAGUGCCAAGGGCGGGUGACGCGGAGCCCGCGGCCACGGUGACGGCCGCCGGGGACACUCUUCAGGGCGGAGAGACGGAGGCGCCGGAAGCUGCCUGGCGCCGCGUGGAGGGACCGCGAGAGACGGCGGUCGGAGCCGGGGGUCCCGCCGGAGUCUCUGGGGUCUGCCCCGAGGGGCCCGAGGCAGCGCGCGGCCCCUGCGGCUGCCCCGCGGGGGAUGAGGACAAGCUGAGCGCGGCCCCUCGCGUGGACCGCUGCCUCGCGUCGCGCCCCGCCGCGGCUGAGCCCCCCGCGUCGCCCCCUGUCUGCGCCAGAAAGCGCGGCGCGGCAGGGGUGGGCGGCGGCCCCGCGGACUGCCCGGCGCCCGGCUCGACCCCGCUCAAGAAACCCCGCCGGAACUCAGAGGAACAGCCGGGCGGGGCGGCGGCGGCCGCGGAGGAGGAGGAGGAGAUGGAGACCGGUAACGUGGCUAACCUCAUUAGCAUCUUCGGUUCCAGUUUCUCGGGACUCUUACGGAAAAGCCCCGGGGGCGGCCGGGAGGAAGCGGAGGGAGAGGAGAGCGGUCCGGAAGCCGCCGAGCCCGGGCAGAUCUGCUGCGAUAAGCCGGUGCUGAGAGACAUUAACCCUUGGAGCACUGCCAUCGUGGCUUUCUGA
Rangifer tarandus platyrhynchus (Svalbard reindeer) is the source of this 972-nucleotide messenger RNA. The record is from the annotation of a GenBank genome assembly. NCBI's taxonomy places the organism in Eukaryota, Metazoa, Chordata, Mammalia, Artiodactyla, Cervidae.